AACUUUACUUAAACGGGUCGUGUCUGUACCGUGCUCAAACCGAUCCGGUCCGUCUGACACCUCUUGCCCCCAGCAUCUGUGGAAUGCGAUGGAAUAAGAUUCUAUUUCCAUUUGGUCUCGGACUCUCUCAGUCAAUAUUCAUGAUUUUCAAAUCAUUUUGCACACGAGAUUCCAAACCCAGAAUCCCAUUAUGCUCCACCUUCGUCUUAGUCUUCCCAACCCUUCCAAACAUAACUCAUUCCCACCUCCACCCAACAACCCUAAUCUAAUUACUACUAUAAUCAACCCCAUUUUCACUCCAAGCAACCACAAUCCCACUCACAUUGCUCAAAGCUUCAGAUCCUACAAAACUUUAGCGGCUACCACCACCACUUCUGCUAACAAUGGGGUCAUUGAUAAAGAUAACCCAACUGAUUUCCAGGAAGGUGAACAAGGGAGCAGCCAACACAAGAGCUUCUGGGGAGCUGUUAGUUUGAUCAUUGGCACUGCUGUAGGUCCUGGCAUGCUGGGUUUGCCCGCUGAAACCAUUCGAUCAGGCCCUCUUCCCUCAACUAUUGCCAUUCUCGUCUCUUGGGUCUAUGUCAUCUCCUCAAUUAUCCUUGUUGCUGAGCUCAGCUUCGCGGCCAUGGAAGAAGAUGGGGUUGAAGAGGUAAGCUUCACUGGCCUUGCAACAAAAGCAUUGGGAAGUCACUUUGGUGCAUUUAUUGCUGUGGUCUAUGCUUGUUUGAGCUUUGCCUUGUUGGUGGCCUGUGUUUCGGGUAUCGGUUCAAUUGUCUCUCAGUUGUUUCCUCGUAUGAAUCUUGUAAUUGCUCAUGCUUUUUUUCCUCUUGCGGCUGGAUUAGUGAUUAUUUUCUUUCCUUUUAACGUCAUUGAUGCUGCAAACCGUUUUCUAUGCUUGCUCAUGCUUUUCUCCAUAACUGCACUUGUGGCCAUUGGUUUAUCUGUGGCCAGAACCAACUUGUUUGCUUCAUUUGGACAUGCCUCGUGGAGUCUUCCUUCAAUCUUACCAGCCAUUCCUGUCACUGUCCUCACAUUGGGGUUCCAUGUUAUCACCCCUUUCAUUUGCAAGAUUGCUGGGAACACCAUAGCUGAGGCUCGGAAAGCCAUUCUGAUUGGUGGUUCUGUUCCAUUAAUUAUGGUGUUGUCAUGGAAUUUGAGUGUGCUGGGGCUUUCUGGGGCAAACACAACAGCCUCCUCCAGAGACCCUAUAUCCCUUCUGCUUUCAGUCAAUCCCUCUGCCUUAUCUGCAGUCCAAGGAUUUGCCUUCUCUGCUUUGGCAACCAGCUUGAUUGGUUAUGCUGUUAGCUUCCCAAAACAGCUUCUCGAUACUCUGGAAUUGAUUGGAAAAAUCAACCUGAAAAAACAAAGUUAUUCUGAAAUACAUCUAGGUUCUGAAGGCAAUGGUUUUGGAAGAGUUGGGUUUGCUGUUUAUUCAGGAAGGCAUAAUCUUGGAAAUGCAGGGAGGGCUUCAUUUACCAGUUCAGGGUGUAGUGCUGCUUCAGAAGCUAAAUUGGGAUCAAGCAUUAAUAUCAUUGUAAUGCCGCUUGUACUUGGUGUUCCAGUGCUUAUAGCUUCUUUCUUUCGCUCGACCUUUUCCAGAGCUCUUGAUUUUGCUGGGCUUUAUGCAAACUGCUUUCUAUUUGGCAUCCUUCCUCCGGCAAUGGCUUACAUACACCAAUCCAGGAAGAAAUCCAGGUCAUCCAUUUUACCAGGGGGAGAUGGUGCACUUCUACUCCUCUUUGGAAUUGCUGUCAUUUUGGGGAUUUGGCAUUAGGUGGCUAGCAGCUACAUCUCUCAACAAACCAAAGCUAACUAUUCCACAACAGGUCAGAUUUGACCUUAACGACUUCAAGGAACUCAUUAGUUCUCAUCCUAAAUACCUCUGCUUGCGGUGAAAAAUUGUUACUUCUCUGAUUCAGUAAGCCUGACUAACGCAUUUUAGAAUCCAGUUAGUAAAGAAGCACUUUUUUUUUUUUCUUCUUCUUUCUGGCCUGAGUGAAGCAGAGUUCAUGUAGGAAAUCAUAGUAAUAUUCCUCUAUUGCCUACAU
This is a messenger RNA of Prunus mume (Japanese apricot), 2048 nucleotides long. Its product is annotated as Tryptophan/tyrosine permease. Gene Ontology annotation, biological process: amino acid transmembrane transport. Lineage: Eukaryota; Viridiplantae; Streptophyta; Magnoliopsida; Rosales; Rosaceae. The record is from RefSeq and is a predicted model, not a curated record.